UGAUAGGUCUCAUGACCGAUCAUUUGUCAACCUUGCGACUUAGUACUGGUAGAUGCGUGAUGUGUUGGUCGUUUGUUCUCAGACAAUCGUUUUGUUUGCAUCAUUUACGACUUCGUUUCAUAUUCUAGGCUGCUUUAUCCUACCUUGUGAGGUAUUGCUGACCAAGGCUAUGAGUAUAACGUUGGUUAUUCCUUCUUCCACCAGUAUAUCUUCUUCAUAAGUGUGAACAUACAUCUUCAGUGCGCAGUUAUGUUUGAAUCAUCAUGGUCAUUUGGAUGUGCUACUCUCCUGAUAUUGCUACCCGAGACAAGAGAACGACAAGAAUCAUUCCGUAGAUAUGUUUCAAGAAAAUACUUCACGAUGUAGACCUACGGCAUGGAUGUAUUUAAGAACGCAUGGAGAAGACUUUUCAGUCCCCUUUCAAAUGCUGCACGAGAAUGCAUCAAAUCGGCAAUAUUAGACAACGAUUUCAUGAAGAACUUGGAAUCCUCCCAGAUCCAGGAGAUAGUCGACUGCAUGUAUCCCGUGGAAUACAGCAAAAGCAGCUGCAUUAUCAAAGAAGGCGAUGUGGGGUCGUUAGUAUACGUUAUGGAAGAGGGCAAGGUUGAGGUGACAAAAGAAGGCAAAUUUCUAACGACCAUGGGUCCUGGCAAGGUGUUUGGAGAACUGGCUAUUCUUUACAACUGCACCAGGACAGCUACAGUCAAAGCUGUUACCAACACCAAGCUAUGGGCUAUAGACAGACAGUGCUUCCAGGCUAUUAUGAUGAAAACAAGUUUGGUCAGACAAGCCGACUUUGUAGAAUUGAUACGAAGGGUACCAACCUUUCAUCUUCUACCCGACGAAACACUCAACAAAAUAGCAGAUGUUGUAGAUGAGACCUAUUUCGAUGAAGGUGAUUACAUUGUUAGGCAAGGUGCAUCAGGAGAUACGAUGUACAUCAUCAGUAAAGGAAAGUGUCAAGUCAUGCAGAAGACGAUGUCCGGUCAAAUAAAGAACACCAAGAUACUAGAAAAAGGAGACUUCUUUGGACAGCCAGCAUUAGAAGGGGAUGAAAUAAUCCGAGAAGCAACAGUAAUAGCAGCGGACUCCAACGGUGUUGUAUGCCUGGCACUUGAUAGAGAAGCCUUCCUCCAAAUUGCAGGUGGUCUAGACCCAGUCAUCAAGAACAAACUAGAGGAUAACGCUAAGAGCAGAGUUGAUUCUGAGUUUGCUGAUCUCCAGCUUGAUGAUAUUCACAUAGUAGCAACAUUAGGGGUUGGAGGAUUCGGACGUGUAGAACUGGUGAGGUUGGAUGGUAGCAAUCAGACGUACGCCUUGAAGCAGCUGAAGAAAAGACAUAUUGUUGAAACAAGACAACAAGAACAUAUCAUGUCAGAGAAAAAUAUCAUGUUGGAAGCUAGAUGUGACUUCAUUGUCAGAUUAUAUUGUACCUUCAAAGACAAUAAGUAUCUUUAUAUGCUGCUAGAAGCUUGUCUUGGCGGAGAGCUGUGGACGAUACUCAGAGAUAAGGGAUCAUUUGAUGACAGUACGACACGUUUCUACACAGCGUGUGUAACAGAGGCUCUAGCCUACCUCCACAAUAAGGGUAUCGUCUACCGAGAUCUCAAACCAGAGAACAUCCUUCUAGACAACAAGGGAUAUGGAAAACUAGUUGACUUUGGGUUUGCCAAGAGAAUAGGUCACGGAAGGAAAACCUGGACGUUCUGUGGUACACCAGAGUAUGUAGCACCUGAAAUCAUCCUCAACAGGGGUCACGACCUUUCAGCCGACUACUGGUCACUCGGUAUACUUAUGUUUGAGCUACUCACUGGCAGCCCUCCUUUCACUGGGUCUGAUCCAAUGAAGACAUAUAACAUCAUCUUAAAGGGGAUGGACAUGAUUGAAUUCCCGAGAAAGAUCACACGCAAUGCUGCCAACAUGAUCAAGAAACUAUGCAAAGACAACCCUACAGAGAGACUAGGGUACCAGAAGAGCGGACUCAAAGACAUCCAGAAACACAAAUGGUUUGAUGGCUUCAACUGGGAAGGUCUAAGGAAACGAAGUCUAACACCUCCCAUCGUUCCUACGGUGAGAUCGAAUUCCGAUGCAUCAAACUUUGAUGACUAUCCUCCCGAUCACGAGGCAGCUCCGGAAGACGAUACGUCGGGUUGGGACAAGGACUUCUGAAGGUCAUACCCCGCACCCUUGACCUUUUCAAAGUUGGCUGUAUGCUAACAACAGAACUACAGAGAUGCUAGGAUUAGACGUCAGCCGCGGAGAGAGAAGUCAACCAUGUCUAUCGCAUCGACUGCAUCAUGGGAAAAGAGAUUAAGGAACAGAGACAAAGUGGGAGGAGUUGCAUUGUUAGCUUUGGAAGGCAGAGCUCAAUAUCAAGUUAUUCAAGAAGACUGACCAAGCUAUAGUCCAACAAGGAAAGACUUUCCAAUCGGGCCGAAGAUAAAGAAGUUCAUCGUUUGAGCUCAAAUGUAAAAAGUAAAGGAAAAGUUUAAUACUCAGAGUUGAUGUGCCGUGAACAAAUUGUGAGUGUUUCGAAAGGGUUCGUAUCGAGGACCAAUUCAUGUAGCCCAAGAUGAGCAGUGUAAAAGAAGAAACAUAUGAAACACAGUAUUGGUAUAUCAUUCUUAACCUACUCCCAAAGAUCUUAUAUAACAGUAUACACCUUGUGAUGUGAUAAAUCAUUUAAGAGAACAAAGAAAGAUGUUAUUGCAAGCUGAUUAUAUAUUAUUCUCAUGCUGGAAACAUCGUGAAAAUCGUUUGUUAAUUGGCUCGUUUGUUUAUGCACAAGUGACAUUUUUCUCUCCUUCGAUUCAUUUUCUUUUAAUUGGACUUAUUGUUUUGUUAAAAGGUUCUGUACUCUGUUGAACAUUGUCAUUAUUGGUCUUUUUGAAGAUUUAAGGUGGCUAGAUACGACGUUUUCCAUGGCCAAAUAAAGUGUUCAACAAUGCUGCAUAAUAUCAUUACACGUUACCGAUGUUUAAACUUAAUGUUUAUAAUUAAUGAUGAUUAUGAAUAGUGCAGGCACUGUCAAAUACUAACCAAUCAAGAACCUAAAUCUAAAAAAAGGUCACAAAUGAUCAUGAUCAAUUUCUAGCAUAUUUAUUUUUUCUUAACUUACCUUGCAAGAAAUAUGUCAUACAUUUUUGCUACGACACCAUUAUUUCAGCAUGAUUAUUCAAGAUGUUUUUUUUACUUUCUUUGUGUUUGUACUAGAGUACAGCUCAUUGUAGGAUGAUAUUUAUAGACAUUGGUGGAAAUAUUUAUCUAGAUGAGCCAGCUUUUUAAAGGCUGAAUGUGCAAAUUUGUACUAUACGAUUUACUUUUUAGCCAUAGUUAUUUGAGUCCAUACAUGUACACCUAUUUACCUCAGUAGUGCUGACAUUUUUCCACAGUCUUAUCACAAAGUAACGAUGGAAUUAUAGGUUGUGUUCUUUGCUUUCAUUCUGUCCUUUAAAGAUAAAGUUGAGUUCUGGUCAUGCGAUUGCAUUGUGAAAGAAACAGUGUGGAGUUGCUCAAAACAGGUUGAUCAU
Strongylocentrotus purpuratus (purple sea urchin) is the source of this 3530-nucleotide messenger RNA. It is a transcript of the gene prkg1, whose product is annotated as cGMP-dependent protein kinase 1. Gene Ontology annotation, molecular function: cGMP-dependent protein kinase activity; ATP binding. The transcript is spliced from 17 exons. Lineage: Eukaryota; Metazoa; Echinodermata; Echinoidea; Camarodonta; Strongylocentrotidae. The coding region runs from base 376 to 2169 and encodes 597 amino acids. The record is from RefSeq and is a predicted model, not a curated record. Gene Ontology annotation, biological process: protein phosphorylation.